CAGAGCUUGUCGGUUGCCUUGACAAUGGCUCUAAAAUAUUUCAUUUUGAUAACCCUGAUUUGUGCAUGUGUGAACGCAGCGAAAACUACAUAUAAAAUAUGCGUGCCAUCACAACACCUGAAAGCGUGUCAGGACAUGGUGGAUAUUCCGACCAAAUCCAAGGUCACACUAGACUGCAUUCCCGCCAGAGAUAGAAUGGAGUGUCUGAAUUACGUUCAGCAGAGGCAAGCCGAUUUCGUUCCAGUCGACCCGGAAGACAUGUACGUGGCCGCCAAAAUACCCAAUCAGGACUUCGUCGUUUUCCAGGAGUACAGAACCGAUGAAGAACCGGAUGCGCCUUUCCGUUACGAAGCAGUAAUUGUCAUCCAUAAGGAUUUACCGAUAAACAAUCUGGAUCAGCUGAAAGGCUUGAAGUCCUGUCAUACUGGAGUUAACAGAAACGUGGGAUACAAGAUCCCUCUAACAAUGCUGAUGAAGCGUGCAGUUUUCCCAAAAAUGAACGACCACAGCAUUUCGCCGAAGGAAAACGAACUAAGAGCCUUGUCGACGUUCUUCACGAAAUCUUGCAUCGUAGGUAAAUGGUCUCCGGAUCCGAAAACAAACUCGGCUUGGAAGGCCCAAUACAACAAGCUAUGCUCUAUGUGCGAACAUCCAGAGAGAUGCGACUAUCCCGAUGAAUUCAGCGGCUAUGUGGGCGCAUUGAAGUGUCUCGCUCACAACAACGGACAAGUCGCCUUCACCAAAGUCAUAUUCACCAGGAAAUUCUUCGGAUUGCCCGUCGGUACCACUCCAGCGAGUCCUUCAAACGAGAACCCUGAUGAAUACAGGUACCUCUGCGUGGACGGUUCUAAAGUGCCGAUAAGGGACAAGGCCUGCUCUUGGGCAGCUAGACCGUGGCAGGGACUGAUCGGACAUAACGACGUUCUGGCUAAACUUAGCCCGCUGAGGGAGAAAAUAAAGCAGUUGGCUGAUGCCGGUUCCUCAAGCCAACCCGAGUGGUUCACCAAAGUUCUAGGGCUAUCAGACAAAAUCCACUACGUGGCCGACAAUAUUCCGAUCAAAGCCAUUGACUAUUUGAACAAGGCCAACUACACCGAAGUCAUUGAAAGAGGUCACGGUGCUCCCGAAUUAGUCGUCAGAUUGUGUGUCACAUCAAACGUGGCUUUAGCCAAAUGCAGAGCUAUGUCCGUGUUCGCGUUCAGUAGAGACAUCAGACCCAUCCUGGAUUGUGUUCAAGAGGCUUCAGAAACCGACUGCCUUAAAAGCGUUCAAGACAAUGGCUCCGAUUUGGCAUCAGUCGACGACAUGAGGGUAGCUGCAGCAGCAAAGAAAUACGUCUUGCACCCGGUCUUCCACGAGGUAUACGGAGAAAAGAAAACUCCUAACUACGCUGUGGCUGUCGUCAAAAAAGGAACAUCCUUCAAUAAGAUGGAAGAUUUAAGAGGAAAGAAAUCUUGUCACAGUUCGUACGGCACUUUCAGUGGACUUGACGCUCCAUUGUAUUAUCUCAUAAACAAGAGGAUCAUAAAACCUGAUCAAUGCAUUAAGAACUUUGGUGAUUUCUUCUCCGGCGGUUCAUGUUUGCCAGGCGUCGACAAACCAGAGAACAAUCCCAGCGGUGAUGACGUAUCAUCAUUAAAGAAACAAUGUGGAAGUGACAGCAGUCCUUGGAAAUGUCUUCAGGAAGAUCGUGGCGAUGUCGCUUUUGUGUCGAGUGCUGAUUUAUCAAACUUUGAUGCUUCACAAUAUGAGUUGCUCUGUGUGAACCAAGAGACGGGAGGCCGUGACACUCUGUCCAACUAUCCUACUUGUAACAUAGCGAUGGCUCCAUCCAGAACCUGGCUAUCUGCCAAGGACUUUUUAUCAGAUGUCUCUAUUGCCCACACUCCACUCAGCUUAGCACAGUUAUUGGACACCAGAACUGACCUGUUCAACAUUUACGGAGAAUUCUUGAAGAACAACAAUGUCAUUUUCAAUAAUGCUGCCAAAGGAUUAGCCACAGUUGAAAAUCUUGACUUUGAGAAAUUCAAGUCAAUCCAUGAUGUUAUUUCUUCAUGUGGCAUAGCUUAAUAGUCUUAAAUGUUUUCACUAUUAUUAAUGAAUAUUGUACAGCCAUUUUAUUUGUCUUGAUUUACAAAUUUUGACACAACUGUUGAAAAGAUCUGAAUAAAAAUGAAGUCUGAU
Bombyx mandarina (wild silkworm) is the source of this 2184-nucleotide messenger RNA. It is a transcript of the gene Tf, whose product is annotated as transferrin. Lineage: Eukaryota; Metazoa; Arthropoda; Insecta; Lepidoptera; Bombycidae. Gene Ontology annotation, cellular component: recycling endosome; extracellular region; plasma membrane. The record is from RefSeq and is a predicted model, not a curated record. Gene Ontology annotation, biological process: iron ion transport.